GCGGAUUCGGCUCGCGUCGUUUUUCUUUUCUCCAUGCAACGAGGAGAUCGCUGCACUGGCACCAGUGACAAAAGCCCCACCGAAGGCGGCGCUUCGAGGCCCAGUCGUCUCUACCGAGCUCCAGGUCCGGUAUUCGAGGGAACGAAAUUGACAUCGGCAAGCGACUGCUCGGUGGUUUCCUUCGACGUAGUCGCGGUGUUGACGAAAUCGUGACCGGAUUACAGCGAAACGAGUGCUCGCAAGAGGCGGUAAGGACGUCCAGCCCUCGCGCAAUCUUAUCUGUCAAACCGUGAAACCCUACCCGUAAUAAAAUCAGCGCUGUCUACGCGAGUGAAACGCACUUUGGAAACCCGUUUCGUUCAAAGAGGAAAUCUGUCCCGGUAGGUACAAACUCUGAACCCGGACACAGCGUUGCGUCUUCAAGGGACCCCCAUCUUUGCGGUUGGUCGUUGCUCUUGACCCGCGGAGAAAGAAACCGAGGGUCUUACCAUCCGACGUAGGAAAUAACAGCCUCACAAAGUGUCUAUGACUCGGAUGUCGGGUUCCCCGAAUUCAACCCAUGCUCUGGAGUUAAUGAAUCACCGUUCAACGGUGGUCGCAAUUGCCACAUAGCUGAGCGAGCAUGUCCAGUGUCAGGUUCGCCAGUGUCACGUGAAGAUUAACGUACCCAGCGGAACGGAUCGUCUCUGAAAGCCAUAGCAGCCGACAACCGGUGUAGAUACGCACAAUCGUCAUAAGACAGGAGAAGAUUCAGAGCGCGACUUGGAAUCAGCUGAGUCGGGUGACUCGUGCGGUUAUAAAUGAGUAUUCCUACGUACACGCGUGCAACAGCCUAUAUAUUUAGAUAUUUGUACCAGUGUUGAUACGUGCAGAUUCAAGAGUCGAUGUGAUCUACACGCACGUCACACACACGCAUGGGCAUCUGCUUUUACGUCUGGUUGGCUAAACGAACGUGUGCAAGCAAGCAUUUUAUCACCGCUGUGGAGUAAGUGACUCAUUCCCUCACUCACUCAUCGCCUGUACGUGUGUCUUUCUCCUUCUAUUUUUUUCCACUCUCUCACUCUCUCGGUGGAAUAGGUAACGUCAGAACGAUAAUGUUCCAGCUAUAAAUAUGAAACGAUCCGUCGUUCAUCGCCGCGAAACACUACCGAGUCUGUUACGCCAUAAUUGGUAUCACCAUUGAUCAAUCUUUGGACUCCGAGAUAAGAGAAACCUUGCGAACUUUAGAGAGGUGUCGCUGUGUCCAAUUUCGUGUGAAAUAAAAAUCACACGAGCAUCAGCGACUGUUCGUUCCGAUGUAACAUUGACUGGAACCGACUUCGAAGGAACCUUUAAAUGAAUUAUCCACAAUUUGUAAUACGAACCACGUAAUAACAGCGCGAAGAGGCAUGAGAUGCGAUGUGCGCGGAUGAUUUAAAAGUAGCUCAUGCCUAUGCAAACAAGCGGGCAACACCUAAUUAUCGUCGGUUCAAACACCGUGUGGACACUGCGCUUAGAGGGUCAUGGAUUUUCGCACGCCAGGUUAGAGGAUCGAGGAGCGAUUGAAUCGGGAGCCUUGAACGAUCACACGAGAGACCGAAGAGCGUUCUGCGACCGCCAAGUUUAACAUUGAAAGAGUAAAAUGGAGGCAAAACCAGUGCCGAAACCUCGCUCGACCUUGAUCGCCGAGGGCAAGGGCACACGACCCGUGCCGGUACCGGCGCCUAGAAAUCUGCAUUCCACCACCGUGCGAUCAACGCCGAGGUCAACGAGCUCAAGCGAGUCGAGUACCUCGGAGAAAAGCGAUGAGGGCACGAAGUCCUGCACGACUCCUGAGGGCAGGAGCUCGGGGCCCGAGUUCUUCCGAACCCUGGGCAACUCGUCGAGGAAUUUCAAGGACGAGAUAUCGGAGAAGAUGACGUCGAAGAGCAAGGCGGUGAUAUCGAGCACUCGGAACGCUAGCCUGCGACUCGAGAAAUCGGUUAAGAAUUUGCUGACGCGGCGCCUGGCCUCGCUGAACAACGAAGACGGACUCGGUGGCGACGUGCCCGACGAUAUCGUCGACGCUACGAACCGGAAGCUCAAAGACACGAUCGGCGCACGUCAGGAUCGAUGCGUCUCCAUGCCGACCGACGACAUUUUCAACGGUAUAUCGUUCUACAGUCCGCUCGGGACGACCCUGAAGAGCGUGCGCAACGUCGAGGACUUGUCGACGGUCCGGUACAGCCCACCACCGCCGAUUUACCCGCCCCCGCCGCUUCCGGAAGAGUCGAUCUACGACGAGCUCCAGUCGGUAACUUCCGGGCACAGCAGUAGGUACGAUACUCUCAGUUCAACCGUCUCGGCAGUUCGAGACCUCGACCUCAGCGACUCCUUCGACCUUCUCAGCUUCGCUCGAAGCCACGGAAGCGACUCUGACCUCAGCAUGAACAACGGUGAGUCGAAUUUAACCGAGAAAAUCACUAUCGACGGACCCAAACGACUCUCCAGGUCCGAUUCCUGGACCUUUUACGACGCAACGCCGAGCCCCAAGCCCGGCGUUGACCUCGAGGCGAUGUCGAGCCUCGACGAAGGCGUCAACGAACCUCCGAUACAGGAACCAGUUCUGAACAACCCGCGAGCGAGCACGGUCUCGAUACCGAAUUCCAUGUACGAGAACUGGCUGCCUCGGAAGCUGGACUCCGACCAAAUCGUGGUCGAGUCCGGGCGGGAGACGAGCAAGUCGCUGCUCUUCGAGUUUGACCCUCUCGCUCGGGCCGACGAGAGCGUCUACAGCAACUACGAGAACAACGAUCUGAUGCUGCUGGAGGCUCUCCUCGCCACCAGCGAGUCGCCGAGCAGCGCCGGGAGCCUCGCAGACCUCCAGGAGCAGGAGGAAGACGCGGAGGACGAAGCCUACCACGAGGUCAUCCAGCCCAAGGACGAGGGAGUCGAUAAUGCCGAAGCGACUGGACCACCGCCGGAGCCCCCAAGGCGGUACGACUCCCUACCGAAGAACGAUUACGACGAGGUCGAGAUGAUCGAAGUGCCGAACAAGAAUCCAGCCCUGCUGCCAAAGCUCUCUCAGCUGCGUAAGAAGCAGCCGGCGGUGCCGCCGAGGAAACCUUCGAUAAAAAUUCACGUACAGAGGGAAACCAUCGGAGUUACAGAGGUCGCGACGUGUCCCGAAGAGGUGCCACCACCGAGUCCCCAGGUCGCGGAGGAGAACAGGACCUCGAUGAUGAGGAAAUUGCAGAGGAAACUGAGGCACGACUCGGUCGCCAGCAUCAGGCCAAACGUGAUGAGCUUCGUGCGGGGCAGUAAGCUGCUAUCCCGGAACCGCGACGUCCCGAAGGAACCCGCGAUCGGGGGCAGGCUGGAGCGUCCACCGUACACGGGACACAAGUCGACGCCGCAAAGGGGGAUCGUCUACAGACCCGGUGUCGGUAUCGAGAGGGCGAAAGACUUGGUGCCCCGGGCCGCCGUGCUUCAGGACAACAAGUUGUCCUUCUACACUGACAAGAGCAUGACCACCCUGAAGGAGAGCGUCCUCCUCGAGACGAUUCACAGCGUGCAUCUGCUCCAGGAUGUCAAGACAGUCGACGGGGAAGCUGUUCACUGCGUGGCGAUCAGCGGGGAUGGAAGGCCUGGCGUCCACGUGUUCUACGUCAAGGGUGUAACGGAACGAAGAAUUUGGGCCCAACGUAUUCUGGAGGCUCUGACGCCAGUCUUUCCCGUUAGAUACAGUUCCGAACUAGCGAGGGUGGGCUGGGCCUAUGUCAAGGAAGGCGUUACCGGAACGUGGUUUCCUGCUUGGCUGCUGUUGCAACGAAGAAGCCUCUUCUACACGCGGUCAAUGGAUCCCGUUAUCUUUGAACAUCUGGACCUGCGGAAAGCCCGUUGCAUAGUCCUCAGAGAACACGAGGGACCGAUCCCUGGGGGUGGAAGCGUUCCGGUCGUGGUUGUCGAUGCCGGAGGAAAAAGUGCCCUACAUAUUGCAGCGCCGGGUUCGAGAGAAGGUCCUGCAUGGAAGCACGCCCUCUACCAAGCGGCGACAAGCUGCGGUCCUGACAUUGAGCAGCAGCAGCUGACGCAGGACAACGUGCCGGUCAUCCUGGAGAAGUGUAUAAAUUUCAUUUACACCCACGGUAUCAUGUCCGAGGGCAUUUAUCGGCGCAGUGGAUCCAGUACCGCUGUUGCCCGCCUCUUGGAAGCAUUCCGCAAAGAUGCGUGGGUGACGCAAAUCACGAAGGUUGACUACUCGGAGCACGACGUUGCGACGGUGCUCAGACGAUUCCUGAGGGAUCUACCUGAGCCCCUUUUGCCCGCCGCCAGUCACGAUUCUCUUUGCCGAAUCGUGGACAUGAAAAACACGGAUGAGCGGGUGGCGAACUACAGAAGCAAGCUCGAGAGGUUGAGCACCGUGGCGGGGGCGACGCUCCGGAGGAUACUGGCCCAUCUUCACUGCCUGAGCCAGCAGAGCGCGAGGAACCGAAUGACCGUUACGAACCUGUCAGCAGUGUGGGGCCCCACAUUGAUGCACGCCGGAGAGACUAAGAGCGACGAUUGGAACCGGUCCGAGACGAGAGUGGUCGGGGACCUGAUCGAGCUCUACCCGAAGCUCUAUCAACUCUCCGCGGCGGACUUGGCCAGGGAGGCGAAGAUCCUGGAGGUUCUGGAGCGGCACCACGUGUCCAACAAUCGUCCAAGGGCGGCGCCCUCGGGGGACCUCAAGAUCUGGAUCUACGUGAUCGCGAGGGACGGGGAAUGCGUCAACGUCACGCUUGGUCCCCACAAAACCGCGUUCGACGUGUGCAGAGAACUGGCGGACAAGACGGGCCAUCAACCCCACGAGUUGUGCCUCGAGGAGUCGGCCCUUGGUGGUGACCUCGAACGUCCCCUGCAUCACAACGAGAGCGUGUUGGAGACCGUCGCAAGGUGGGGGUACUGGGACGUCGAAGACAGAAAGGACAACGUCCUGGUACUCAAGAGAGACAGAGUCUACAAAGACAUUGUUCCCUUGGUGAACCCACCAAUGACGAUAUCCGGAGAGCUCAAGUUUGCUGAUAACAAGACUAAGAAUUUCAAGAACUACUUGUUCGAGUUCAGCCAAGCCAAGCUCUGCUGCUACAAGGACAAAAUGUGCGCGACGAAACUCCACGAGUGGAGAAUCGAGGACAUCGUUUGGUACCUGGGUCACGAAUCGAAGCGCAAUCCGCAGAUGGGGUGGUCUAUCACGUUUAUCACGAAGAACGGAAAGCCCAACAGGUGCAAGGAGACUCCCUUCUUCGGUUACACCCUUGCUGGAGCGUUGAAGGGCGAAGAGUACCGUUGGUUGGCAGCAAUGUUGUUCGGGGAGUACCAGCUGAACCUUCGCCCAUCCGCGGUUAACCUGAUGGACCCUUGAAUUAGUUCCUUCAAGAUAUUCCUCGUUGUAGGUAUAUAAUCAAGGUUCGCUUGCUGCCUUAACUUCAAUCCAAGAGCUUCCUCAGUGCCUUACAAAUCUUGCCCUUGCAGCGAUUAUAAUGGAACCAAUUAAAAUUACAGUUAACCUUCAAUUAUUAUCAUUACGAUCGUGAAAUUGACUGACAUGUUAUGAACGCGAUUAGUUUCAUAACGCCUUGUGGGAAACUUACAUGUUCCGUAUUCCUUUUAUAUUUAAAUUUGUACAUAGUCAUUUUUAUAUACGUGAUUUGCGAAGAAAUCGUUCAAUGUUUUGAACCUCCUCGUAUAUGUAGCUUGACGAAUGAUUUUGUUACCCGCAGGCUGCAAUAUUUUUAAUGUAUUUUUAAUUACGUUCACAUGUUUUUAAAUUUAGAUGUAUAUUUGACAUAUUUAAUGGUAAGGAAAGUCCAUUGCAUUUAAAGAUUGUUGAAAUUUUUUAUCGGUUAGUUUUGUUUUCUCUUUUCUUUUUAUCGCUAGUAGAUCGGUGCUAUACGUAUAACGGUACAAUAGUCCUUCUUUACAUACCUAUAGUACACUGUAAUGGUAAUGAAUAAAUCUGAUGGAAAGUGUUAAUUGUUCGAUUUAACACCAAAGAAAAACGUUACAUCGUUGCGGAGUGGCCAGCAGAGCGGCCAGCAUUUUAAAAGAGAUAUUUGAAUUACUGAUGAGUGAGUCAGAA
Molecule: messenger RNA, 6082 nt
Organism: Neodiprion fabricii
Lineage: Eukaryota; Metazoa; Arthropoda; Insecta; Hymenoptera; Diprionidae
Gene: RhoGAP15B
Exons: 10
Coding region: 1622-5365 (1247 amino acids)
Biological process (GO): positive regulation of GTPase activity; signal transduction
Molecular function (GO): GTPase activator activity; phosphatidylinositol-3,4,5-trisphosphate binding
Source: RefSeq, a predicted model, not a curated record